This is a messenger RNA of Paramuricea clavata, 37274 nucleotides long. The record is from the annotation of a GenBank genome assembly. NCBI's taxonomy places the organism in Eukaryota, Metazoa, Cnidaria, Anthozoa, Malacalcyonacea, Plexauridae.
AUCAAAUUGUGCGGGACUUGAAAUCUAGGCCAGUCCUCAUAGUUGGAUUUGAAAUAAUACCUCAAAUGAGCAAAUCAGUACUUAAAGUAAGUUGAAUUAAUUUUGAUCCAGUCCUAAGGACUGGACCAAUGCACGUCAAUACUCAGCUAAAUUACCUAGCUCUUCUAUGUAGAACAAGAUUUUCCUUAUGUUCGUUUAUCCAACUAAACAGUUUUUGUAAAUCCAAACCAUGUAGAAGACUUUGCUUCAUAUUUUUAAAAUGGUGGUAUCUUCUUCCUUCGGUCAUAUAGAAUGCUCUUUCAUGGAGAAGUUCAUCUACAAUCUUUAACAAAUCAUUCUGUGAUGAUGUAGUGAUGUGCUUGCCAGAUCUUCUGUACACAGAAAGUUCAUGGUCAAACUGUUUCAUUAACUCGUUUGUUAUACCCAUAGAAUGUGCAAUUCUAUUUAGAGAUGUUUUAGAAGCAUUUGGACCAACAUUCUUGACAGCUGCCUUCAUCAUUCGGUUAUAGAACUCCAGCUGAAGAUCAAGUGGUAUGUUGCCACCAAGACCAUUUUUAGUCUUCACUGACCGGUUCCAAAUCAAUCGUUGAGCAGCUUGUGGACUUAGAAGAACAUUGAUUUGACACAACAGGUAUAAAGCCUCAAGAGAAUACUUUACAGUUGACUGCCCUUCUGCUCGAAGAUACAACAAAAAGAAUCGCCAGCAUCUCAUUAUGCGUUCACCAUCCCCUUCUGAUAUGGCGUCCCAAAAGUUCAGAAUGAGCAUGCCAUACUCCAGCAGUGCCUUUUGAUAGGAGAACAUGUCAUCCUGUUCUUCGUCAGAUAAAGUGGUAUCUACAACAACAGACUGUUCAAUGAUUUCCAAUAUUGGUGGAUUAUGGUUUGCCUCAUGAUCCUUCAUUCUCUUGCCAUACUUUGCAAAGGAUUUUUGACAACCCUCAUAUCGACACCGAUAUCUAUUGUUGUCAUCCAAUGACAAUGCCUUAGCUUUCUCGCAAAGAUUGAUGCUGUCCAAGCAUUCAAGAAUCCGCUCAUUCUUGCUUUCAUCAAUGACAAACAUGUCAACAACCUUGGCACAUACAAAUUCAAGAUAAUUCUUCUUAUCUUCUUUUGAGGACUCAUCCCCUGGAAAAGGUAUGCCUGGUUCUUCUUCUAAGUUAGCCAUGUUCAACACUUUCAACGUGGCAGCAAUGACACGAGCGUGGACCUCCAGAGUGAAGAACUGUCGACAAGGGUUGACUGCAGAGGACACGUCACUUUUCACAUUCCGUCUAUUGAUGAGUGUACGAUCGGCAUACAGUGUACAUUUGUCAUAACCAGAUGAUGCGCUGUAAAGGUUCUGAAACGCCAACUGUAAAAAGACAUAUAAUAAUAUAAAAUGCAGUGUCAUAAUAGCUUGUUGAUCUUUCGACUGUGUGAUUAUUAUGAUAACUGCACUCAGUCCCCCUAAACAUUGUCCACUAACAUCAGUCAAUUGACAACAUUCGCAGACAUUUAGAAGGCACUGCAUACAUUUUCUCCAGUAUUUAACAAAAAAAUUGAUUUAGUAUAUUAUACCUGUAAGAAUCUAUUUCCAGAAUGCCAGUCUGCAACCUCAGCAUGAAGGCCAGUGCACUGUUCCUUCUCUGUAAAUCCAUUUGCAAUAGACGCAUGACCAUUUACAAAUCUCUCCACAGUGAGCUGAUCCCCAACAAUCCCUUGUUCUCCAUACUUGCCAUCAGUCCCAUCUUCAUUCUGACCAUGAGGAACAUACUGGUGUAAUUCUUUGAUUACAUUGGUGAUGCCAUCAGCGUCAUUUUCGUUUUCAUAAAUUAGACCCAUGAAUGUCUAAAAAUUCGAUAUUUAAUAUUAUGUACAUGAUUAGACGUGAUUACAUAAGAAUAACAAAUAGUUUGAUUGCUAUUGCUACAGAAGGUACUUUGUCCCAUCUCUAAUAAUUGACUGACUGAACAGCAGAGGCAUAGGAAGCUUAGAAAAGUUGGGGGGGGCAGGCUUUGAGGGGCACUUUCCAAAAAAAGGGCAUCUCAAAAUUUUUUUGGCGACCCCCCCCCCCGUCGCCAAAAAAAUUUCGGUCAGUGUACCAUUUUAAGAGUUAGGGUUAACCAUAUUUCUUCUUAAAUACAAAAAAAUUUUCCGGACAAACCAAUAUAUGAUAUUUUUCCCGGAAAAAACAUAGAUUGAAGUUUUCACAAGUUUCGUUUGGACAAAAAAUGCACAUUUUAUGAAAAUUUUUCAGGCACAAAAAGGGCACUUUGCUCCUGGAAAAAGGGCACUUGCCAAAACUUGGGGGGGGGGGCAUGGCCCCCUGGUUCCUACGCCCCUGCUGAACAGCCUUCAGUUGAUGAGCUUUUUCCAAGCUUCUAAGCUCUAUCUAAUAAUUAACCCUUUCAGUGGCAAUGUGUCCCACUUUAUUAUUUUACUCUGUCUAACGCCAGACGAUUUACUUGUCAGGGAGAGAGUCUGAGUGCUGCCACUCAAUGGGUUAAUUUAUUAUAAUUAUGUACAGUAUGUCGUCAAAAGUAGCUAUGGUAACUGUACCGGAAGUAAAUGGUACGAUUUAGUUCUAGGAAGAGUAUAUGUAUCAUGUUUUCUUUUGUGAGCGACCUUUUUGAGAUUUGUGAGUAUUAAAACAUUAUUUUUGGUUUGUGAUUUAUGAUUUAUUGUGAUCGUGGGGGGACAUCGAACAACAUUCCCAACAAAUAUGUUAUAAAAUGUAUUAUUUUGUAUUGGUAUAUUUGGGACUAUAAAAUUUGAUUUUAUUUGAAGCUAAAGUUUCAUAUUAAAUACUUAAGGGUAAUAGGAUCAGGCUACCUUGAAAUUAGUAACAAGAACAAAAUUUUAGAUGACAUCAGGUCCUUUGAUUGGAACAUAAAGUUCUUGUGACAAUUUUAAUGUUGUUUGAUCCUAUUAUCCCUCAAGUAUAUUGUUCAUUGCUACCUACAAUGAAAUAUUGCUACCUACUGUACAAUGAAAUCCCAAGCUCAAAAUGGUGCAUAAAAUCUAACCAUUAUGCAGCAAAAAUGCAGUAACUGUUUUUCUCUUUCUCUAACUAAUGGAAUACAUCAAUACAAUCUUAGUCACCAAGGGUUAAUCUUGUGCAUUUAGCUUCUACAGAGAACUAAACAUGUAACAAUACAAGUAACCUAUACUAUAACUUACCCUAACAAUCCGAAGUGCAUUGUUGUUGUUAUCGCUACCAACACUGGCACAUACUGUUCAAGGUUAUUAUAACUAAAAAUGUACUCUGUCCAGUAAAUCUACUUACAGUAUUCGUCUUCUUUGCCAUUUGCGAACUGUAUUUGUGUGGUAUAUGAGAUGUGACAACAUCAGCCAAGAAUUUCAGACAUGGUAUAUUAGCCACAAGUAUUCGACCAACUAAAGUAAUGAAAUUCUUUCUCUGCAAUUGGUGGUCAUCAUCACUUGGUAUGAAUUUUCCAUUCUCAAGCUUCAUAAUUCCAUCUUCUUUCUUCUGGUCACUGAAGUCUACAGCUCCAAUUCUGUUCUCAGUUGACAUCACAGUGACAUGAUGAACAUCGAUGUUCUGAUGCUCUUCUGUCAUAUGGUGCACAUUUUGCCGGUAAUCAAAAUUGUCAAUUGUGAUUUUCCGCCCAUGGUCACAUGAUUGUUGGUCAUCAGACUCCACCACUUCAGGAUUCCUUUUCAGAAACAGGCAUUGAUUCUCAACAGCAUUUAAUAUUUCAUCACGAUACCCAGCUCCAUAUUCGUCCAGCUUUUUAUACAAAUAUGUAUGUGAUGUUGUUAUUCGUAAUGAGGCCAGUCGUGCAAGGGUUGCCUAAAUAAUUUAUAAUAUAUACAAUUUUGCACACUUAUUGGAUCAUUAAACUAUUCUAUUUUUCAUGUAGCUACAUCGCACAUCAAAGCUGCAUGCAAGCAUACUCUAUUCUUCACUACCUACAUUGGCACGUCACAGUCAAGAUUAUAAUUCAGAUAACGUUAACCAACUAAUCCACAAUUAUAUUUUGUUAUAAUAAAUCAGUUGUCAGUUGUAACUCCCAAUCUUAGGGAAAGCUGAAGACGCAGAAUUUUAAACCCCAAGGGCCAAGACCCCCCCCCCCACACACACUCAGGCAAACUGUGCUAAAUAAUAAUAAUAAUUAAUUAUAAUAAUAAUAAAGACUUUAUUUGAAUCAAUACACAUGACACUAAUAUUAGUAAUAACACCAAAAUAUUCUAAAAUAAUAUGUAUAGUAUUAAAAAUGAAAAUAGAUAUACACACCUGCCAUCCAGAGUGGUAGUUGAAUAUUGUAAUUAAUAAUUGUAGCGCAUUCAUAAAUCUUGACCUGUUUCUCAGGCAAACUGCUGCAGCCAUACCAACAGCAGGUGACCAAAAUGUUUCAAUAUUUAAGCCAUUCUUGUUUGCCCUGGAUCUACUUCGAGGGUUCACAGAAGCAGCAACUAACACGGAAAAUGUCAAUGGGGCUCUUUCCUUCAGUUCCUUGUUAAAAUGUUCGAUUGAAAAUUUCAACAUAUUUUCCUUGUUCGGGCUCCUUAGACAGCUUGGAUUUUUCCUUGAGCAAAGAUCAGAACAUUCUCGGUUUAUGUCAUUUAACAUUAACAGUUGGAGUUGUUUUUUGAUGCUUGUGUUCUUCCAUGCUGCGUUCGCUAUCUGUUUGUAUGUUCCUCGUACAAGCAUUUUUCCUAGCGACUCUAGAUCACCUGGCAACUUUCGUUCAGCAUUUUUACUGGGCCACUCAACUUUCACAUACACAUUCGUAGAUUUAGGGCCCUCUUCUGAGUUUUCUCUAUGCUUAAUUGGGGACACAGGCCAUUGUGGAGGUAUAUUAUCUGGACGUACAGGUGAACUGCAACGAGAACUGGAAGAUGGCCGCUCUAUCGUUUCUGUGCUUGUACUAGGCGAGCGUUCACCCUCAUUUCCACAAUGUAUUUUAAUACCAACACUGUCCAAACUGAUAUCACUUGUUCUUUUUAGCGAAGAGCUUGACGAACACGUUGAUUUAGUUUGAAUAGUGCGAUAAAACUCGUCGAUACACUCAAUUUGUGUGAUGAGGUUUCUUCGUUUCUUCAGCUUUUUAACACAUCCAGCGCAGAUAAAAGGACUCACUCUUUCUACUUUGAAAGAAAAACUUUCCAGUUCAGGAAUUACUUUGAAAGCUCCUUUACCUUCGACACGAUGCUUUUCAUUAAUUUUCACAAUAACAUUCAAACACAAUAUGCAAAUGUCCGACAUGUCAUCUACAUACUAUUCUUUCAUGCGCACAUGUUGCAUAAUUAUGAAAUCACAAUCUAAAUAAUUUUCCGCUGGCUCAUCCGAUGCAUAAUUUGCAUAUAUUAUAGAACACGUAACCUGGCACUAAUGCACAGACGCUACUUAGCGCCCCCAUUUCCGCCCACGAGCGUCUGUGACGCAGGCUAGUCUGGAUUUUAUGCGAAAGAUUUUACUCUAAAUGGGCAAAUUUCUUGUACGAAAGUGUUCAAUAUAUAAUGCAUCCUACACGUUUGGUGCUUGCUGAAGAACAGGGAGAUGUUAUGUCUUGAAGGUACAAAGAAAUAUGUGUAUUUGAAUAUAUCAAAAUAUUAUAAAUAAGUAUUUUAUAUUAUAUAUAAAGAAUUGUAUAGUAUGCUAUAUUAUAUGUUAUACUAUAUUUUACUAUUUUAUAUAAUAUAUUAUGGAUAUUUUACUUUGCAAAUCAUGUGUAAUAAUCCAUCUUUAUAUGUUCUCUAAUUAUAUUAUGUUAUUUAUGUCCUGGGAAGUGAUUCAGCCAAAAAAUACUGUCCAACCCACAUUUUCCCAAUUUUGGCCACGACACCUUGUUUGAUAAAUGUCGACAAACGUCCGGAUAACUUUGAAUUUUCAGAAAAAAAUUUUCGCAGUCAUGACUGCAGAGAAAACAUAUUAAAAUUCAUGAAAGCGCAGGCAAAUGGGAUAAUUUGUUCAGGAAUGACGGAUAAAUAUUUAUAGGGAUCAAAUAUCCGUGAGGUCGGCUCGUGGCAUCUUCGUAAUAUAACUCCUCAUAAACUCUUGCACUCUCCCGGGAUUUACUUCUCUUCCAUUGCGAUACGUCCAAGUAAUCUGCCUUGUCGAUAUCGUCGGGGAUGCCUUGAUUAAACUCGAUUCCAGACAUCGUUCUCAUCGUAUCAAAAUACGAGGGUUGCCAUUGAUCAUAACACCAAAUGAUACGUUGAGGAGGCGGACUUACAGUUUUCUGUGCAUUCUCCAAGAGAGAUUUCACCCAUACAGUCUUACCGCUUUGGGUACAUCCUGCAACGAUGCAUGUAAAUGGGUGUUGCAAAACUGCAGAUCUAUUAGUCGCCAUGCGAAUGUUGUCGGUUGGUUUUUGAUCAUGUACUUUUCGUUUUUGUCGAUGUAAAUUGAACGGUUUAGAGAAAUAUUUUCCACAGAUAUGGCAUGAAUGAGACAUGUUUACUCUAUGACGAAUUGUUAGAUAAUAAAUCUUUCAGAUAAAAACCGAGUUUAUAUUACACAAAGCCCAGCUAGUAUCUCGAAGCCAACUCCCUAGGCUUGGAGCCGAGCUCCAUAGGCUCCGAGCCGAGCCCCCUAGGCUCGCAGCCGAGCUCCCUAUAGGCUCGCAGCCGAGCUCCUUAGGCUCGGAGCCAGCUCCCUAGGCUCGGAGCCAGCUCCAUAGGCUUCGAGCUGAGGCUCCAUAGGCUCGGAACCGAGCUCCUUAGGCUCGGAGCAGAGCUCCUUAGGCUCGGAGCAGAGCUCCUUAGGCUCGGAGCAGAGCUCCUUAGGCUCGGAGCCGAGCUCCCUAUGCUCGGGGGCGAGCUCCUUAGGCUCGAGCUACCUAGGCUCGGCGCCGUGCUCCUUAAGCUCGGAACCGAGCUCCUUAGGCUCCGAACCAAGCUCCUUAGGCUUGGAACCGAGCUCCUUAGGCUCCAAGCAGAGGCUUCAUAGGCUCCUAGCCGAGCUCCAUAGGUUCGGAGCCAGCUCUUUAGGCUCCGAGCAGAGGCUUCAUAGGCUCCUAGCCGAGCUCCAUAGGUUCGGAGCCAGCUCUUUAGGCUCCGAGCAGAGGCUCCAUAGGCUCGGAGCCGGCUCCAUAGGCUCCGAGCCAGCUCCAUAUUUUCGGAGCCAAACUCCAUAGGCUCGAAGACGAGCUCUCAAUAACUCGGAGCCUAGUCUAAAAAGCUCGGAGCUUAGUCCAAAUUAGGCCUUUCCUGAUUGCGCUGAGCACUUUUUGAACACUUUUUUUAGUUUGGAGCACUAUUUUGCAUGUUGAGAAACCUUGAGCACUUCUUCACACUUUGGGUAUUGUUUCAGAAAUAUUUCACAUUUUGAGCGAAUUUCGAGCAACAAAAAGUCAGCGAUUAUAGAAUUCGACUCGUACCUCGAUUAACUAAACAUACAAUUCAGUAUCAGGUUUAAAAAUUGACGGGUAUUAUAUUAUUAUAUAUUCUAUAUAUAAUUUAGGUAAAACUCCAAAAGAAAGCCGUACAGCUGCAUAUGACAUUACGGUUAAAAAAUUAGAACGCUGACUUUUUCGCGUUCUCUUUUUUUGUCGUAAACAAUUCCACAUACGGAAGUUUGUUCCAUAUAGACGUGGAAACAGGUUUAAAAAAUGCUGAUUGUAAAAAAAUUAUGAAAAUCUUAGAGGUAACUGUUCACAAUUUUAGCACUUUUUGAGCACUUUUUAGCCAUUUUCGCCAGCACUUUUUUAGGAUUUUACCUGCGCAAUCGGGAAAGGCCUAGUCCAAAUAGUUUUUCACCUGCUUUCUCUUUCAACAUAAGCCUCCUUAUUGUUGUGUUUUACUCAUUUGCUUCCAAGCCGUCGAACAGAAAUGAUCAAUUUUCUAAAGAACAAGCCAUUUCUUGAACUACUGGGCACGUCUGAGCCUGAUCAACAACAAGCGCGACUGGAAACAGCAGCCGCCGAGCAAGUACACUGCCUGUGUCUCUGUGUAGAAAACGUUAUGAAAAGAAAAUAUUUAAUGCCGAAGUAUGUAAUGAAGAAACUCCGACCUUACAAACAUGAAAUGAUUAGGUUGGCAGAUAGAGGAAAAUGUGUAUGAAGAAAAAAACGGAUACUCGUUCAACGUGGUAACGGUUUCCUUGGACUAUUACUAAGUCCUAUUUUGGAAAGCCUGGCUGAACUUGUAUAAAAACCCUGUGACUACAUUUUAUACAUCAUUUCAACAAUGAACAUCGACGCUAAAACAUCUCCGCGACAUUGGCACAUUGAAGAUAUACUUCUGUAUCUGAACAAGAAUGUCAAAAAAACUACAGCUGAAAAAAUUCUACAUUCUAUCCUUAUAUCAAGCGAUAUUUUAACUUGGAAUUCUCAGGGGAAGAUUGUUUAUCAUGGAAGAGACAUUCCUGGUACUAACAUCGAGAACCUUUUACAAUACGCACUUUUACCAUACAAUUCUCACAUUCCUGAACCACGAUGCCUCGAUCUGUUUACAACGCCUAGUAGAAGCAGGGAUUAAUAAAGAUUUAAUUAAAAAUGAGUAUUUAUUGUCCAAAAUGGCAUAAUGAAACACAAUAAUAGGAAUUUCCUAUAGGUAACUUUGCAAGGGGUAAAAUUCAAGAUGGCAUCCUUAACCUGGAAGGCUCUAUUAUGGUCAAAAGGUGUUGAUAUAUUAAUGAUGUCAAAAACUGAUCAUUAUACGAAAGGCUGGCCAGAAAUGGCUAAACCUGAAUUUAGCAUGUCCUUACUGAGUGUUGUUGUAACUUUACUGCAACAUUUAAAGUUGAUUAAUGACAGAAAUAUAUUCUCUAUCUUGCCUUUCUAUGCAAAAUCAUGUAUCCUUUAUGAUCAUUGAUCCAGUUGUAGAACUUUUGUAUGUCAAAGUCAUGCAAUAAAUUUGGCUUGAAAUUAGAAUAGAAGCCAUAACUUCUGCCUGAUAUUUUGGUUAGAGCAUCUUGUGACACAAGUUCUCUGACAAUCUUCGUCAUGUCAGCCUUCUCUGACCUACGCAUAUGUUUACCAGAGCGCUUGUACAACAACAUUGAACUGUCAAAAUUUUCCGUUAGCUGUUUCAUUACACCCAUAGCAUGGCAAAUUCUGUUGAUGGACUUUGUACUGGCAUUAGGUCCUAGUUUUUUGACAACAUCUUUGAAAAUUCUGUUCAAAAACUCAAGGGCCAGAUCAAGAGAGAUAUUGCCACCCAACUUUUGUUUUCUUUUUGAAAAUUUGUUCCAAACUAGAUCAUGUGCAGCUUCUGGACUUAACAGUGCAUAUAUCUGGAACAUCAUGUAUAAUGCUUCUAGAGCAUACUUGUUGCUGCUUUGGCCAUCAUGGCGCAAAUAUAACAAAAGAAAUUUCCAAUUUCUGAUUACUCUAGCACCAUCUCCCUCAGAAAUUGCAUCAAAAAAAUUAAGAAUCACCAUACCAUACUCGAGCAGGGAUUUCUGGUAAUUGUACAUGUCAUCUGCUGUGACGUCUUCAUGGAUUUCAGUCAGCAGUGGUUGCUCUUCUAUGUUGACUGGUGUGGUGAAUUGUGAGACUGCUCGUGAGUAUGUCGCCAUUUCCCAUCGGACCUAAAUGUCUUGUUGCAACCAGGGAACCGACACUUAUAUCUGCCACUUGAUAUCAUAUCCUUCAGCCUUUGCAAUUGCUUUUCUUCUAGCUGGCUGGUGGCAAGGGCAAUCUUUUUGUGUUUGGCUUUAUCGAGAAUAUACUUGUCGACAAUUGUUGCUGCUAACUCCAGGUAUUCUUUCUUCUUAGCCUUGGUCCAACUCUCAAAUUGGUGCGGUACACACUGCGACAUGUCUUCUAGUUCUUCAAUGCCAAGCUCCUUCAUUCCAGCUGCAACAAUGCGUGCCUCUAGUUCUAGAAUGAAGAAGCGUCUACAAGGAUUAACUGCAGCAUCAACAUCACUCUUUACACUGCGACGGUUUAUUAAAUUUCUGUCGCUGUAUAAUGUGCACUUAUCUCCAGCUGAUGUUGGGUUGUAGAAGUGGGCAAACGAAAUCUACAAGAAAUCACUUUGCAAUUCUUAAGCAUAAAAGACUUUAGGCACCUGGGAAUUGAAAUCGAAUUGCUAAUAGAUCAUAUUACUGUUGUGCAUUAAAUGCAUGCAUAAAUUUUGCUUUAUGCACUCGCGUGUGCAGUAAUUUUGACAGUUGUGCUAUUUUAAUUUCCCAGGCGCCUAAAAUCUUUUGUCUUUAAAACAAUGUCGAUUUCCUGGGAAAUUCCGAGGUUGCGUUUUUUUUAUACGCCCUGUAGUUUCGAAAUCAUUGUGCGAUAUUUUUAAUUUAUCUAUACAAACAGCAGUAUUCCCUGAUGACUGGAAAUUAGCGAAAGUCUCCCCUAUAUACAAAGGUGACGCAAAAGAUAAUGUAUGGAAUUACAGACCAAUUUCGCUUUUAAGUGUGAUUUCUAAGGUUGUCGUGCGUAUUGUUUUUGAUCAGCUUUACACCUAUUUCAAUGAAAACAACCUGUUACACAAGAAUCAAUCAGCCUUUAGGAAGUGCUACUCUAAUAUGACUGCACUAAUAGAUGCCACUAUUGAACGGCUUGCAAAUAUGCAUGGAUCAGGGAAAGCUUAAUGCGGUUGUCUAUUUUGAUCUAGCGAAGGCAUUUGAUACAAUAAGUCACGAGAUAUUACUCGAGAAACUCCACAUUUACGCGGUUGAUACAAAUAGUUUAUCCCGGUUUCAAUCCUAUUUACAAGAUCGCAAACAAAAAUGUUAUGUGAAUGGCGUUCUAUCCGGCGAACGUACCAUUAAUUGUGGUGUGCCUCAAGGGUCAAUUCUUGGACCGUUAUUGUUUCUCAUAUACAUCAACGAUCUUCCUCAGUGUUUAAAACAUUCUACAGCUCGAAUAAUCACAUCAUCAGCUUCUAGCUAAAAUUGUAUAUAUAUUCGGCUUUCUUGUAAAGCAGUGCUAUGCACUGAAGAAUUUCCGAAUUCAAAUAAAUAUCUGUCUGUCUGUCUGUCUGUCUGUCUGUCUGUCUGUCUGUCUGUCUGUCUGUCUGUCUGUCUGUCUGUCUGUCUGUCUGUCUGUCUGUCUGUCUGUCUGUCUGUCUGUCUGUCUGUCUGUCUGUCUGUCUGUCUGUCUGUCUGUCUGUCUGUCUGUCUGUCUGGACGCAGUCAACCAAGUAGGCUCAGGUAUGCGUUGCAAAAAUAUUUUAUUUCCCGACAAAAUACCCCAAAACACUUCUGGUUUAUAUUAUCUGAAGUGAACCUCGGUAUAUGAACCACUCUGUGUUGGCAAAGUUCCCUUACAGUUCAACUGGAGGAUUUUCUUCUGGUAUAUCAACAUAGCUUUGCGGAGAGGGUAUAUCCAGAUUGAUCUUCGUUAAACUUGUGUCAGUCGUACCAAAGAUCUUCAUCACCAUCCCGUUCUUACGGCCACUUCCCAUGCCCGUCACAAGCUUCAAGCUCCCUUUCUUAGUUGCCAAAUCGUUCUUUAUGGGAAACCUCCAGUAAUAAUACUGUUGAUACCUACCUAUCUGCAUGUAGGGCACUUUUAGCUUUCUUUCGUUAGGUACAAUGCUCGGUGCUGAGAUUGCUAACUUUUCGUUUGCUUGCUUUUCGUCGUAAGGGUGUUCUAUAAUUGCAGCGGCAAUAUUUCUUAGCUCUUGUCGGACUUGGGGGUGCUCUUGUGCUGUUGCAUCAGGAUGCAGCAAUGACAAGGCGUAGGUAUUGAUCUUCUCUUCCGGGUUCAGUUUUCUUGGCCACCAAACAGCAAGAAGAACGCGAUAUCCGAAAUCUUUUAUUCGGAACGACAGGAGAAAAACGGAAUGUUUGAACAUUUCUCCUUCGCCCAAUGGUACAAGGAUUGUUAUUUCGUUUGACUGUGCUGGACCAAGGCUCCAGGGAAUAAUAUCUUGUACGUUGGCACCACUCCGGUACCAAAUUGGAUCUUCCAGAACAAAAGGAUCUUUUUGGGUUGAUAGAUUUUCCAGAGUCAACACCGUGCCUUGUUCUGCGGUGACGUAUCUAUAAGCAACCAUUGCUAACGCAGGCACCGCUCCAGCAACAAAACCACUUGCUACCGAAGAUAAGGUGAUUAUUUCACGUUUCCGCGCAUGCCCGCUCUCCAAGUCUUGAAUAUCGAAAAACAACCGUCCGUUUUUUCCUGUAGUCAUCUGGCAAAUAACAAGCACGCUUAAAAUUGAUGUAUCUUUCAAAGCAACGUACUCACCGAACUCUUUCACUGAUUGGAAUGAUGGUUUGGGUUUCUUGUAAAGGCCUUCAAAAUAUUGAGGUUCUGUAAUUGAACUGUCAAAUUUCAAUGAACUAAAAUUAGGUUCAAUGGUAAGCCCAUACGUAUUCUCCACUGCAUCGAAGUACAAACAGAUCAAUUUCAGUGUUGUAGGAUUCCCACUACCUGGGAAUAAUGUUCCGGGAAUCGGACACUCGUAGCACAGCACUCCUUUUGGUUUUUUAUUAAAGAAACUCAUUCGGGUAAAGCGUUCUUUUGGGUUAGCGGCAGCUCGAAUCUUCAAAGGAGGUGGACUGACGGUAUCCCCAUCUGCCAGAUACAACUUCGGAUUAACCAAAUCACGUUCAGACAAAUUGUUUGUGAUCGCAAUCGUAAGACCGGACUCUGCUCUCGUCAAAGCAUACUUGGCCACUAAGCUCGUGAAUGAUUUCGUACCGCUCACUACUGACUCGCUAGUGACUUUCUCCUGCGCAGCUGUAAUGAGACCGUUAAGGACUUCAGUUUUUUUCUGCGUUUUCGCCAUGGCUGUAUUGCGUAAGGCUGUAAACGAGGCGAACAGGAUGAAAAUUAGGGUAACGUUUGCCAUAUAUUUUGGAGGAGUUGUGUCGCCUUUGACCUACAAAUUAUGCGAUGUCUUAACUACACGUUCGACUGUGAGGAAAUGACAUUUGAACUUUUUUUUUCCUUUGAUUAAUUAUCAGAUCAUAGUGAUCACAUUGGCCACUUGCACGGGGACAUUAUUGGUAUGACAACUAUUGUUCACGUUGACGUUUACAACAAAGGCUGACCGGGUGGCCAGAGUGAAAUCACAAAUUGGCUUCUACUUUUUUUAUAUUAACAACAUUUUAAUGAAUUAAAUGUCGAAUAUCAAAAACGUCGAAUAUCAAUAUUAAAUAUCAAUAUUAAAUUAUAUAACAAAACAGUUUUAAAGAGAAAGACAAACAAAUAUAGCCUUUUAAAAAGGACACCAAAAAUGAUUAAAUGCAGCCACAUGGAAAACGACCCGAUUCAACUAUAAAACACUGAACACUUAGUGUACAAACUUUUAUUAAUAACAAAAGAAAAUCAGAAAUAUUUCCGUUGAGCAGCCACAUAAGUCGAAUUUUUGUGGAUGCAAUUAACCAAAUGGUGCCAAGCAAGAGAGCAACAGAGUUGAACAACUUAACGCGAAGAACAGCAUAUCGGUUACAGUCAAAAAAGAAGUGGGAAGUAGUCUCAUUUGGACACCCAUAUGUACAAGAAGGAAAGGAAACACACACUACUUUAAAAACAGAUCAUAAUUUAACGUACUGUUUGACAAUCUAAAACAGGUAUGAAAAAUAGCCGGUAAACGAUCACCGACGUAAUACAAACUACAAAGGAUUACAAAUUGAAGCAUCAAGGCGUCUUGUUACAUUAUUUUUCAAACAAUCAAGUGAAGGACUAGAACGAAAUAUUUUUAGGAACGAAAAAGGAACGAUUAGAUUAUCAUCACGUAAAUCAUAAUUUGCUCUAGAUUUUACAUAUUCGGGAGGUUCAAACAAAUAUAAAGGAAGUAAACUAAACUUUACCACCGGUACGAUGAUCAAAAUCAAACUACCGAAAUGUUGAAGAUGUUAAAUCAGAAGAAUAAGACUGUCGAGAAUGAGAUUGUCCAGAUAUACAGUUUGUCUUUAUGUUUGAGGCUCCGUUUCUCAACGGUUGGAACUAGGGACUGGCUUAUGCUGUAAUCAUGGAAAUAAUAUCUGUAGACUUUUUAUAAAACGUAUCGUGUCUUACUAUAUUGUAAAGUCAUAUUUUUUCUAUUCCUUAACAUUUUGCCAUUAAAAUAAUUAAAUAAUCUUCAGUGGGCUUCAAUUAUGGAUUACUGCAUACAGAUCAGAUGCGUGAUUUCUUAACUGAAUGAAGCAACAACAUAUAUUAUAUUGAUAUAUUGCGUGAUUUCUUAAAAAUGAAGCAACAUGCAACAUACUAUGUAUAUUAUUGAUAUAAGGAUCUUCCCGUUCCCGUUCCCGUGCACUACAGGGUGUAUAAAAAAAACUGAACAGAUUUGAAAGUGCUCUCCAUUUCCCAAAACAGCUAUUAGUAUCCAGUUUUUGAUAUAUAUAUAUAUAUAUAGCUUCUUUGGGUACUUAUAAGCGAGCAUGUCCAAUAUAGCCAUCGGUUGUCAGGUGGUGAAGAUGGUGUAAGAUGGUGUCAGAUGCUUUGUUUGUCAGACGCUUGUAGUGUGGUGUCGGAUGGUGUCGGAUGGUUCAGCUGAACAGUUGUUGUCAGGUGGUAAAUAUGGUGUAAGAUGGUGAAGAUGGUUUAAUGGGGGGGGAGUGUUAAUUUUUAACCUACUUGUGCACAUAUAGUGUUGCCUCGUUCUUUCCGCCACGUAUAUAUCAAUAAAACCUACCAGACCAACGACAAAAGCGUUAUGGCUAAUUGUGCGUAUAUAUAUAGUGUUGCCUCGUUCUUUCAAAGCUACGUAUAUAUCAAUAAAGCCUACCAGACCAACGACAAAAGCGUUAUGGCUAAUUGUGCAUAUAUAGUGUUGCCUCGUUCUUUCAAAACUACGUAGCUAUAUAUCUUUAAAACAUACAGGACCAACGACAAAAGCGUUAUGGCUAAUUGUCCAUUAUUAUAUAGUGUUGCCUCGUUCUUUAAAAAACACGCUUCGUAUGUAGUAAACUGCAGUAGCAAACGCGUCAACGCAUUACUAUACAAUCUUUGAUAACGUCAAAAAUUGUGUAUCUAUACGUUUCAUAUGUAUACAUGCUUAUAUUCGCUUUGACAUUUUAGGCAUUUCCGGGCAGGAAACUAUAAAUUAUAAUAUUUAUAACAUGCACUAGCGGGCUGUAACGCAGCCAUGCUAUGUCAAUGACAAGUACAUGCAUAAGCCAGCAGGGUUCUUGUUUUAAUCUUGUGCGCACUUUAUAUAACUGAAUGUAGCAAUUCAUUGCAUUAUUACCUUUUACUGCUUCAAAUUCGGCCGUAUAACUACAAUGACAAAUAGAAAACAGCAGGCAUCUCAGUCUAAAGUAAAACACUAGGAAGAUCAUGUGCGUAAUCUUUGCAGACUUUUCAAACGAAUUUAACUCCCAAUUACAAAAUGAAAAUUUCAAUAUACGGUACAACUGAUAUGUUUCAAACUCCUCGAAAAUAUAAUAUAUAAAAAUGUUUGAGCACGGAACUGAACAUAAUACAUGCAUGCAUAGACUGUAAUAAGAGCCUGCGGAGUGCGGUGCGGUGCCUACAGCGCUCAAUUAUGCGACGACUUAAAACUAUAAACAGAACAAAACGACAGUGGCGUAAGUUUGGACCAGGCCGCCCCUGGUACUACCGGGAUUGGGUGCCCCCAAGGCGGGGGAUCAUAGAUAUUUUGAAGAUGGAGCUCUGACAACAUGAACAUUUUUCUAGUCGUUUAGAAGCCAAUUUUAAUUGAUUUUUUAAACUGGAAAUAUAAAUAUAUGGCAAAAUAUAAAGAAAACAACUGUAAAAUAGCACUAUGCGGAAAUUGUUUUUGACAUAAAGAGUGAAGUGUGUGCCACUGUAAUUAUGCACAUGACAUCCUCAAUUAAAUGUAACAUUACAGUACAUCUUAAAUUUCUCGCACCUGGUCUUUUUUUUCAGGAAACUCAUCGAUCAUUUUGUCAACGGAAAGCUUUCUUGCUUCGUCUGCCUCUAUUGAGAUCAUGGCAAGCGCCAUGAUCUCGCCAGGCAAAUGAAAUGGCAAGCGCCAUUUUUAUUAUAAAAAAAUAAUUAUAAUAACAACUAAAAAACUGAAAAAUUAAGCAUGUGCGUCUCAUUGAAUACUUGCGUGUUAAUGUUUAUGGAAGUAAUAUUCACUAAAGCAUAAGCAAGAGUAUAUAAUAUUUACAAGACCAAGUGUAACUGUGGAAUCUGUUGAAUUACGCGCUGCUUAAGUACCGGCGUAUAAAUUCAAACGACCAACAUUCUUAAGACAUAGCCUACACUCCCACUGGCCUACAGCCAGAAUAUAUAAUAUUUCCAAGACCAAGUGGAAUCUGUUGAAUUACGCGCUGCUUUAGUACGCGUAUAAAUACAAAUGACAAAGCAUUCUUAAGACGUACAGGUAAAUUAUAUAACACAAGUUUUUGCUAUUGGAUUUCAUAUUAAGUCUAAUUAUACUUCUAGGCGCAUUUACCACAUUAUAUACACAGUAAUUAAAUUAAACUAAGGAACCAAAACUUUAUAAUAAUAUAGAACUAACAGUGUUCAGUGGCUAAAGUCCAUUGAGUGAAUUACAAGGCACAAAGUGCAGUCACGUUAUUUUAUGCACUAAAUUAUGGCUUUUGCAGGCCCUAAAACUUUAAUAAACCUUACGCUGAGAGCCUGAGUCAAAAUAAUUUACAAGUCGAAGCAAGCAAAACGAUAUCUUUCAAAUACGCCUCAAAUACUGUAUGUCGCACGUCGCUUAUAUUUUAUGUUCUGUGCAUAGCAAGGGCGCACGACGACAAUGCAAUGCGCUAAAUAAAAUUUAUUUAUUUACUUUGCCAUAAUACUUAUACAUUCACUGACUGGGAAACCACAACAGCUAUGCCAAUUACAGUGGCCCCACAUUACUUCAAAACCACCUCUCUGCAUAUAUUAGAAUGCUGCUUCGCUCGCUCGCUUCAACUUCUGGAGUCACGUUAUAUACCAACUGUGAUACAGAAAAUCUGAAUACGGCAAAAAUUCUUAAUAGCUUUACGAAACGAAAAUUAUAUAAACAAGGCCGCCGGACAACUCAGUUCAGGGUGCCCCCCUGGAAGCCAGAUUGCCUGGGUGCCCCCGGCUCUUACCGGGUAGAGCUCAUAGGAGUUACGCCACUGCAAAACGACGAAUAUAUUUUACUAUCGCAAGCGAGUAUAAUUACAUCAUUUUCUAAUUUACUUUAAAGGUUAAGAACUGUCAGAAAAGACAGCAAUACAAUAGCCUAUAUUAUACUCGUUUUCAAACCGUCAUAACUGCCCAUUUUGUAAUUUACGUCGUCAAGGACAAUUACAGGGCUCUAUAGAUGCGUAAAGGCUUCUAUGCUCAAUUGUACAAAGCAUCUAUAGGCCACGUAUAGACGUUUUUCGUAUAUACAUUUAGUAACGUUGUCCGCAAGGACAAUGUGCCAUUGACAUUGACUAAUUGAUUGUACAUGUUUAGCCGCCAGUGCUAAUAGCGACUAUUUUGAGUUAGUAACCAGAGCCACGAGGAUUCACAUCGAGUUAUGAUUCGAGUCACCGGAGGACUCGUUACAGAAUAGAUCGUUUUAUUGGGAUUGCUCCCAAAUAUAGCCAUGCAUUUUCGAUUCAGUUUUGGUGACUGGUGUUUUACAAUUAUAUAAUCAUUUAUGAAAUCGAUAUAUUAAAUUUCCUUAAAAUAUCCUGAAACCAUUGGCAAAUACAUUUAUAUUUUUUAUAUAAUUUUAAUUUUCAAACCACUGUAUGCAUGCAUGCAUCGUGGCCAUUGUGAACUUAAUAAUAUAACACUUGUCAAAAAUCGGUCUCCCAUACCCAGCUUGUUCGCAGGUGCGAGGUAUUCUCCCACCUAAAAAAGUUCCAUAGAAUUCCACUUCUCAUACAAUGUCAAAUUUACAAAUAACGCUAAGAUUAUCAGAUUAACAUCAUACAAAAAUAAUAAUAAUGAACUCUUUAUAUAUAAAAUCUAGUAACCUACUGACAUAAUAAUCUAGUAACCUACUGAGCUUCUCUUGAGUGUCAGCGCUGUUUUUCAAUAGCUGCCGGGAAUGUGAGUAUAGUCACAUAGUAACGGUACGACACUAACCCUCCAGCCAUUCAAAAACAGCAAUGACACUCGAGAGAAGCUCAGACUGAACUUCCACUCAUUGAGUGUGAGUGAGCUUUUAGAAUACGGGCGUAAGACUACUUUCAAAACCACGGCAACGGUAGAUAAAACGGUUACCAAAAUUCACCAAAAUUAUGCAGUAGGCUAUUCCAUGCUCUUUCCAAUGAUGUACCGCAAAUUGGGGCACAAUCACCAAUUUCAAAACGGCAAGGAUUAAUAAGGUGGUAAUUGAUUUUGUUUAUAGAAUUACAUUGUGCGAACAUCUAUAUUCCGCAAGAUCUGUAUUUUUAAUUGUUGUGAAACUCAACAUAUUGUGCAGUAUUUCAUGCUCUUUCUAAUGAAGUGAAGCAAAUUGGGGUACCAUCUCACCAACGUCCAUUAUAUUUGACAUUAAUGUAGCACAAUCGUUUAAAACUGGCUGUGUUAAGUGUCACUCGAUCGUGUCGUCCUUUGUCGAGAAUGGGGCAAUAAGCCCUGUAGGGAUCACCAAUCAUUAAUGACAAAGCUAGUAAAUAAAUAAAAUAUACAUAAAACGGAAAGGAUUAAUAAGGUGCUUAUUGCUUUAAUUUGUUUAUAGAAUUACACUCAUUUCUUUUGUUUAUAUAUUAAAUGUUAGACAAUAGUAUUACACUGUGCUAACAUCUAUAUUCAGCAAGCGUUUAUACAAAAUCGGCCUCCCUAAUUGUUUCGAAACUCAGCUGUAUGGUGCAGGAGUUUGCAUUGCUCAUGUUACUGCUAAUUUAAAGUAAAAAUACCUUAAAAGUAGCCAGAAAAGGGGUUCAAAUAAUCUACUUUUGAAUAAUUGAAUACAGUUGAAUGUGAGGUCCAAUCUAAGGCCGAAUCUGGGGCCCAAUCCGCGGCUACCUUCACAGUGCCAAAACGAUUGUUAUCGGUAAGCGAAGGCAUGGCUGUAAAUCUACAGUACUUACGAAGUUUUGGACAUUCAACCAGGGCGCUAUAAACCAAUAUAGCAUAAUUAAGACCCGAACACAAAAACGGAAGCCGUCUCAAAUUUCAACUCUUUGAUUUAUGAGAUAAAUGUCUCCCUUGGAUGCCUCAAAAUUUCUCCCAUACACUAGUCGUCUAUUCCCCUUACAUACAAUAGAGUUCAAACAUGACGCCCCUAUACAGUAAAUCUAUCCAACCGAAUUGGUGUUAUUACAGUAAGAAACUGUUGCUUGUAGAAAUAAAAGCCUACAAUGAAGACUUUUCUGUCAACGUCGCGCGAUAUGUCACAGCAAAAUUCAAUUUUUAUUACCUCGAACAUCUCUGUCAAAUGUGAUAUUUUGCCCAAUACUUUGAAUUACGUUUCCCACAUGAGAACCGCAUUGUGAGAUACUGUAUCAUAUAUAUUAUAUUUUUAUUUGUUAGUUGUUACCUCGAACUGUAUGACUGCAUGUCAAAUGCGUUUAAAUAUAUUUUGCCAAAUACGUACUUUGAAUUACCUUUCCCACAUGAGAACCGCAUUGUGAGAUAUCAUAUAUUCAUAUUAUAUUUUUAUUCACUACCUCCAACAUGUCUGCCAAAUGCGUUUUAAUAUAUUUUGCCAAAUACUUUAAAUUGCGUUUCCCACAUGAGAACCGCAACGUGAUCGAAAUAUCAUAUAUUCAUAUUAUAUUUUUAUUUAUUACGUCCAACAUGUCUGUCAAAUGUGUUUAAAUAUAUAUUUUGCCAAAUACUUUGAAUUACGUCCCACACGAGAACCGCAAUGUUAGAUAUAACAUAUUUUUUAUACACAUACCAUAGUUGGCUAAAGUGUAUGUAAGUAUAAAAUAUAGCAAUGUAAUAUCUAAUAUAAGCAUCCUACAGCGAAUGACACCCCGCGACCAUCAUACACCAUCUGUACCAUCUUCACCAUCUGACAGCUCUUCCCUGUAUAACCACCAUACACCAUCAUACACCAUCUGAAAACCAUCUGACACACUUCGACCAUCAUACACCAUCAUACACCAUCUGACAACCAUCUGACACACUUCGACCAUCAUACACCAUCUGUACCAUCUUCACCAUCUGACAACCCUUCGCUGUAUAACCACCAUACACCAUCAUACACCAUCUGACAACCAUCUGACACACUUCGACCAUCAUACACCAUCAUACACCAUCUGACAACCAUCUGACACACUUCGACCAUCAUACACCAUCUGUACCAUCUUCACCAUCUGACAACUCUUCCCUGUAUAAUCACCCUACACCAUCAUACACCAUCUGAAAACCAUCUGACACAUUUCGACUAUCAUACACCAUCAUACACCAUCUGACAACCAUCUGACACACUUCGACCAUCAUACACCAUCUGUACCAUCUUCACCAUCUGACAGCUCUUCCCUGUAUAACCACCCUACACCAUCAUACACCAUCUGAAAACCAUCUGACACACUUCGACCAUCAUACACCAUCAUACACCAUCUGACAACCAUCUGACACACUUCGACCAUCAUACACCAUCUGUACCAUCUUCACCAUCUGACAACCCUUCGCUGUAUAACCACCCUACACCAUCAUACACCAUCUGACAACCAUCUGACACACUUCGACCAUCAUACACCAUCAUACACCAUCUGACAACCAUCUGACACACUUCGACCAUCAUACACCAUCUGUACCAUCUUCACCAUCUGACAACCCUUCCCUGUAUAACCACCCUACACCAUCGUACACCAUCCGACAACCAUCUGACGCACUUCGACCAUCAUACACCAUCAUACACCAUCUGACAAACCAUCUGACACACUUCGACCAUCAUACACCAUCAUACACCAUCUGACAACCAUCUGACACACUUCAACCAUCAUACACCACCGUACACCAUCUUCACCAUCAGACAUCAGAUGCCUGUAUUGGACAUUACUCGCGAAACAUGGAACGAUAACCGUGCAGCCUUGUAAAAACAAAGUAGUUUCGCGUAUAAAAUAGUUUACUCAUAAAACAUUUUUGCAUGCUCUGAACGUAUUAACUGUUUCGCUAAUAUUUUAUGAAAUUACGAAAUGAUAGUUCAUUAUUCGUCGGGUUUCGUUUUUCUUCAAUCUAAACGAUGUGUUUUCAUGUUUUUGAAACAAAAAUAUUUAGUUGUCGAUAAAGUGUAAAUCGCCUAAAUAAUCGUCGAAAAGUCGAAAACAUAAGGUUUCAAAAGCGUUGCCUCAAGCUCAAGCAACGUAUAGAAAAAUAUAAAAAGUAGUUGUGUAAGUUUAAAAAGAAUAUUGAACUCCAUUUAUAUUAUAAACCAGCUGAAAUAUAUUUUUUUAAAACAUACCUAUUGAGUUUGAGUUUGUCUUGAUCUUUCGUGUUUUGUUUUGGCUUGCACAACAACGUUGAAAAUGUAUUUUCAAACGACGAUUUCUGUAUAUAUUCUGUUCAGAACUAUUGCUUUUCGUAAAAAACCACACGGGAAUGGGUUUUUCUCCUUUAAAAAUAUAUUUUUCCACUUCAAGUCUCGAUAUAAUUGUUUUUUGCAAACUUUGUUGAAAAAAAAAAACAAUUCGCACUCCCGCCAACCGCGCGAAAUUCCCCGCCACAUGAGUCUGAGACUAGCCAUAAUGCCCCUAUAAAUCCGCCUUUUUGUGGAGACAAAAUAUUUACUGAGAAAAGAUACGAGCACGCAUUCUAUGUCUAUUAUUUCUAUGGAUAUUUAGCAUAUAUUAUAUUAUGAAAUGUUGUGGAAGAACCAUGUGGAAGCACCAUGUAAAUAUAAGUCAUUGAACUAAAAAUACCUGGAACGCUACCUCCAAUAGGAUUGGCUUAUGAUUGGAUGAAGCCAAAUUUUACCACCAGCCGCGCGUGUUCUACCUCCAGACACGCGCGUUUGUGUUGCGAGACAUUCUCGCAGACGAUUUCGGCGAAGUGAGGCAUGCAUACAUCAAUGUUUUUUCGGGCGAAUGGAUCGUAAAUUGUCGUUUAUUUGGGGUUUUAAGCGAUAUUUUUGUAUUAAAAGUGUAUUUAAAACAUAUCUUGAACCCUACCGACUAAAACUGCAAGGAAGAAAGUAACCGAUUAGAGACAACAAGUGCAUAUUUGAAUGACUAGAACGUUUAUAGAUGAAACUUGAGAAAGAUAAGUAAUUCUUUAUUUUAACGUAUUAAACAUAUAUUUAUAACAACUUCAUUGACUGUUAAACAAGAUAAGUUUAUUUAGUCUGUAUCUAUCACUUUGUUUUCCUUCGUUGACCACUUUUUCUGUGUAUUUCUUUCCGAAUAUGAAUAAUCGCAACAUGAAAUACUUGUCCGCGAAAAAAAACUUCAAUGUUUAUAUUUGUUAUUUUGUACUUUUAAAACUUAAUAAAUACUCUACUACAAAACAUAAUUAAACUGUGGAUGGUAGUUUGAUUUUGUUAGAAUACCUUUUUCCUAACUUUCAGAAGAAUUAAAUUCGAAAACGAAUGAGCAAAAUAGGGAAAUUCACACAAAUAUUUAUGAUUAGACCACGGCAAGCUCCACUCCUCGCUUAACGUUUUUCCUCAAAAAAAGAAAAUUUAAUUACGAAUUCUACACAAAUAAAUUAAAAAUAUUUUACUCUAGAGUUUUGAAGGAUGUUUUUAUUGUAAAAAAUGUACUGGUAGGUGCAUUUUACGUCGUUUUAAACGAUGUUUUAGUGCAUUUUUUUACCCAGUUUUGACAAUUUAAAAAAACCGCGUUUUUCCAUUACGUGAAAAGACUGGGCAUGACAACAGUGGGCAUGCCUGGGCAUUGCUUCACAUUUCCGGUUGGAGGUAUCGUUCCAGUUAUUUUUAGUUCCAUGAUAUAAGCAAUGGCAGGCGGCCAUUUUGUAUUCUAAAAUAUAUACUUGGUUAGUGUGGUUGUAAUCGGUUGUCUUGUGGUUCAAUCCGUCUUUGUUAGAUUCUACAAUUGGCGACAAGGAUGUCUUAAAGAGUUGAACUAUAGUUUUAAACGAAAAUAAGUUCAAAAGAGUUUGAUAUCGGAGGAUUUUGACCGUUUGAUGUGAACAGUGAUCCGAACAGUGUUGGGUGUGAAUGAAAAAGAUGGCUUCGCAGUUUUCAGUUAUAUGCUGACGGUAAAGGGCUUGUUAUUCAGGCCGGAAAAGACGACAAUAAGGCACAGCGACGAGCACUUCUACUUCAUUGUGCUGGAUUGGAUGUCCAGGAUAUUUUCGAUGUUUUGCCUGAGACGGGGUUCGCAAAAGAAUACGAGAAGGCCAAAGAAGCUUUAAUCAGACAUUUUGUCACACAAGUCAAUGUUCCGUAAGAGCGACACAUGUUCAGAGAAAUGGCACAUUGCGACGUAAAGCUCAGCAGUGUGAUUAUGGAGAUCAGGUGGAGUCACACAUCAGGGAUCAAAUUAUUUCCAGGUGUCGGUCGAAUGAUCUGCGCAGGAAGUUUCUGGAGAAGGGUCAGACGCUUAACCUUAGACAAUUACAAGAAAUAGCAAGAACGUCUGAAGCUGUGAAACGACAAGCAAAGAGUACGAGUGUUCAUAAUGAUGGAGUGAACCGAGUUUCUGAAAGGCCUGGUCGACAAGACAGACGUGAAAAUAAAGGUGAGAAAGGUGGAAAAGUUAAGAAGAGUGGUGAAUGAUUUCGAUGGGGAAAACCAGGACAUUUUUCCGGAGAUCCCAGAUGCCCUGCAAAAGGAAUGAUCCAAGUGUCACCAGAAAUGUCAUUUUGCUGUGGUAUAAAACCAAAUGUAAAUAUCAUGGCAGACCAAGAGUGAGUUUUGUCGAUGAAGAAGAUGAAUAUGCCUUUACUGUUAAAGAAACAUUGGACACAGGGAAAGUGACAGUGUGCGUUGGAGGUGUUCAAUUGGAAAUGGUCAUUGAUUCCGGAGCGAGUACGAAUGUCAUUGACAAACAUCUGUGGGAAGAUUUAAAGAAAAAAAACACAUUAAAUGCACUUCGAGGAAAACCACAAAGAAACUGUAUGCCUAUGGAUCAACAACUCCCCUUACAGUAAUAGGAACAUUCACAGCAGAUGUAAAUAUAGCUGAUAGACACGUGACAACAGAAUUCACAGUUAUCGAAGGAAAGGGGGAGCCGUUGUUGGGAAGAAAGACAUCAACCGAGCUUGGAGUCCUAAAGUUACAAAUUCCAAAACAGUUUGUGAACAGUGUGACUGAUCGUGUUGCGAGACAUAAAGUUUUCUUCCAAGGCAUUGCGAAACUGAAAGAGUAUCAAAUGAAGCUGCAUAUUGAUCCGCAGGUUCAACCAGUUGCACAGUCUGUUGGGCGGACUGCAUUCAGCUUGAGAGGAAAGAUCGAGGAAAAACUUGACGAGUUCCAGUUGUGGUGGUGCCAAAGACGAAUGGUGAGGUCCGGUUAUGUGUGGAUAUGCGGUGUGCCAACAAAGCGAUUAUAAGGGAGAGACAACACGAUUCCAACUGAAAUACUCCAAGAUAUGCAAGAGGGAGGUGUUUUCAGCAAGCUAGAUCUCAAGUGGGAGUACCACCAGAUAGAAUUAAGUGAAGAAUCCAGAAGCAUCACAACUUUCGUGACGCACAAGGGCUUGUUCAGAUACAAGAGGUUGAUGUUCGAUAUAAGUUCAGCGCCAGAGAAGUAUCAGCAGGUGAUUCAACAAGUGUUGUAGGAUUGCAGUGGGACAGCCAACAUCUCGGACGACAUCAUAAUUUAUGGUUCUGAUCAAGCUGAACAUGACAUGCGACUAGAAAAAGUGCUGACAAGACUCGAGGAAAGAGGUUUAACCUUAAACAAAGAGAAAUGCGUUUUCGAUAUGCCGAAGCUUACUUUCAUGGGCUUACUCCUGUCAAACCGUGGUAUUGGUCCUACAGAGAGCCGCAGAAUGUAACAGAAGUGAAGAGUUUCUUGGGCUUGGUGAAUUUCAAUGCAAGAUUUAUUCCAGAUAUCGCAACUGUUGCAGAGCCAAUGAGACGAUUGACGAAGCGAGGAGUACCAUUUGUUUCUGGUCCUGAGCAGCAAGAAUCGUUUAGAGAACUGAAACGUAGGCUUUCACAAGCGGAAACCUUGAGUUAUUUUGGAAUAAUAUGUAAAUAUAUCUUGGUGAAUAUGGUGAAAACGUUUGUGCCAGAUUCAUGUGCGCACUAGGGCCUAAGGAAAGGCGGUAUGCGUGUAUAAGUAAUUGAAGCCGCCGCACUUUUUAUACUGCUCGGAUCUAUAACGACGCCAAAUAAGUUUCGACGUUUCGAUAUGGAAUUAUCAUGCCAUACUUUGAACAUAAACAAAAUCUAGGUUGAAUAUUAUUCACGCUAUUCUCUAACAGAAAUUAUUCACGCUAUGCAUUACAGAAAAUUAACUUAUUACUUGCUUGGUUUCACACUGCGUUAUUAAGCAACUGAAGAUGGAUUGAUGACAUCUUAUAGCGGAAAUUAAUAAUGCGAUUAGCGUUGCUCGCUUCCUGAAGUUGCAAACUCAAAUCCCGCUGUUUUUCAAAACGGCGGCGAGUAAUUAAUUAACGCACAAAUUCAUGCUAAAAUUGGCUUGCGUUUUUAGACGCACUGUAUAUCAGGUAAUAUUUAUACACAAAUAUUCCCAAUCCGAUGACACAAUUGCUUUGUCGGCACAGCGCUGUUAAAUUAACAUUGCCUUUACCUAACUGCUGAAGUUUAGCAUGUAAUAAGGCAUCCCUCAAUUCCUUCUAUUCAUAACCACCCUUAAUUAGCCGCGGCCUUAGAAAAAAUUAUGCCUGCAAAAACUUUUCGCGCGUGGAAAUUUUUCAUCAAUACUUGCUUUUUAAAAUUUUUUCACGUUGUCUGUUCAUAUAAUUACACGCAAUCAUUAGAUAAAUGUGCAUAAAACCAAGUGUAAACUGGAUGUUAUAUACUGCACAUUUGAAUGCUAUACCUAUCAAGUAUCUUUUUGGCAGACGGCAGGUGCCAAACGGAAUCAUCCAGCAUUAUAAUGUCAUUGUCAUUGACAUAAUAUUGUCAUUUAAUACUUUGGUAUACGCUUUUUUUGCCUUAUAACAUGGUCUCAUUCACAAACGCCACUAUUGUUCUGUCCGUAGUUUUAGCACACAGCCACACGUCAGUUAUUCCACAACGGGAAAACCACUUCUAAUCAUCUAUAAUCUGACAAGAAGAAUAUAUUUUCGACAUGGAAAACCGUAUACGACGCCAUCAUGUAUUUAAUUAUUGCCUUGAGCGAGUGAAAGAUUGGGCACGAAAAGUACGGUCCGUAAAACCAUUUCACAGUUUGUACGGACCGUACGAUCCGUACGGAUCGACAAACUUUUCUGCCCUGACUUGAACACAACAUCACCCAUUGACGCUUUUUACGGAUCGACAAAGUAGGUUCACGGUCCGUAAAUCAUUUUCACGAACCGUACGGAUCGUACGGUCCGUAAAGCCAUUUCACAGUUCGUACGGACCGUACGAUCCGCACGGAUCGACAAACUUUUAUGCCCUGACUUAAACACGACAUCGCUAUCGACAAAGUAGGUUCACGAUCCGUAAACUCAUUUUCACGAACCGUACGGAUCGUACGGUCCGCAAAGCCAUUUCACAGUUCGUACGAACCGUACGAUCCGUACGGAUCGACAAACUUUUAUGCCCUGACUUAAACACGACAUCGCUAUCGACAAAGUAGGUUCACGAUCCGUAAACUCAUUUUCACGAACCGUACGGUUCGUACACGGUCCGUAAAGCCAUUUUACAGUUCGUACGGACCGUACGGAUUGUGUUCAAUGUUUUACCAUCUUUACGAUCCGUAUACGUUCGACAGUAUUGGACAACCAUCUAAUUUCAAGAUAUUGGUUGGUUCAGAUGCCAAAAUCUGAGCAGGACACAUUGUGGCUUCAUAUCUUGUGUGGUGAUCACAUCUGCCAUAUUUUAUUAAGUUAUAUAUUUCGCCAUUCCCACUUGCUUUUCUUUUCUUUUGUGAACUCUAUUUUGUAACACUUUUUUGUAACUCUUUUCUUUCCUUUUGUAACUCUUUGUAAGUUUCAUUGUUUUUGAUUCCAUAAUCUGAAGAAAUAAUAACAUGGAUAGGACGCAAUAAGAUCGGGAUACCAGUAGUAUAUACGUAUGCAGUGAAAUAGUGGCCGGGCUACAUGAUAUGAUAUUACUAGUAUUAGUUGGCGGGUAUUCUGCAAUACAUCCUCUCUUCAAUUGGGAAGAUAUAUAGUUUUAGCUCGCAAUAACAAUUCUUGAGUGUUCACAGAACCAGAAAAAAACAACAAGUUUGUAGAUUUACUAUGGCACCGCAAAGCAAAUCGUCCAUCUUUUUACACGUGGUUGAAGAAGAACAACGUGGAGUGAUAGAUAUAUGGUGUACGCAGGGUACGAAGCGAUCAAUCGAUAACGCGCGAAGACCUGGACGCGGAUCAAUGAUGCGUCCGGCUAUCAAUGAGGCCUGCCAAGGGGUCACGACCGACAGGCAACAUUCCUUAAAAAGAGGCGACAGACUAUCUAAAAAAGAGCGACAAACAACAACUUCUGACUAGGAAAAAGCGACAAAUUGCGAUUUGUGUUAUGGGUCAAAAGUGACAGCGACAUUUAUUACAAUAAAACAAGCGGCAAAGCAGCUACAAAAUGAGUGACAAGCGAGCUGGGUUACACCCUUGGUGGGACGAUGAGGAGUCAGACUGUCUAAUGAGGGGUCAGACUGUCUAAGAGUCGAUCAAUGAGGAGUCAGACUGUCUAAGGAAAAAAAUUACAUCGCCGAAUGUGUGAGCAGAGUAUCGCAGGCCAAGUUCAUUAGUGGGGUUAAAGCUCGGGGCAUGUCCCCAGGAAUUUUUUUUAAUUUGGGUCUCUGAAAUAGCAUUUCCUGCAUUCUGAGAACACAUUUUUAAAAAAAUCUCGAGCUUCUCAAAACAAAGUUUUAAUGCCGAAAUUUUUGAUAAAUUGCAUGCUAAACAUUCAAACACAACAUAAGUUUAAGUAUGCUCACCAACAAAUUUUGUUUUUAAACUUGUUUUCAACGUUAAACUAAUUUACUCAAUACAGGUCCUAGGGCCCUGGCUUUGGGGCAAUAGGCCAUAUUUUUUUCUUCAGUAGUGGGGCAGAGGGAGGGGCCUAGUGGGGAAAAUGCCCCACCAGUUCAUGGUAUUAAAAAAUGCCUUGAAUACUAGUGAAUUGAUUACAGUAACAAAUAUCUCUUUCUUGAAAACAUACUUAAUAUAACUUAUUUAAAAUUAAGAAAUUUUGCUAGACAUUGACAACUGGAAUCUGGGAUCGUUUCUGAUUGGCUACUUUAUAACUAUUCCAUAAAUUAGAAAUAAAAAUGAAAGAACUAAAUUAUUUUACAAUAUUAUAAUAUAUGUACAGCUGAAAACACAGCGACCAAUUCAGCUGGAUAGUGUGUUUCACAUCCGGGGCAGCAAAGCUAUCUGAAAGGUGCGAGGAAAAACUACAUUAGCAUAUAUACUUUACAUAAUAUUGCGAGAGCACUCUUGGGCCCAUAUUUUCGCCACAUUCUGGGGCCUAGCCUAGCGGAUAGUUUCUUGGAAUCCUGACGGAGCCAGACUGUCCUUAUUUGAUGCAUGACACUAUAUUGUAAUAGUUCUUAAUAUUCUUGCUUCAUAUCAACUACUCACUGUUUGAUAGGCUUGGAAUGACUAGGUGGAUUUUAGUGUAUUUAGUAAAAUUCACUCUAGAUUUCAUGCAGACAGUAUGAUAAGUAACCUUAUGAUUUCAUGAACCAAUAACUUUAUUAGCGAUACGGUCAGUUAGAAUUAACUGCAAAAUUGUAUUAAAAUUGAUAACAACCUUCAUAGCUACUGGACGUCAAUUCCGCCAUCUUGGGUUCUGCACUUUUCUUAUGGGCUGAAUGACUCAAGCUCGUGUUCCAGUUAUACACAGAGCUCACGAACUGGUAUGUACAGUAUUGUAUGUUGUAUUUUUAGGAUCCCGAACACCCAAGAAAUCUUAUUCCUGAGCUGUUGCGUCAGUUUUAUCACAUGGAUUGGGUUACUGGCACCGGAGGAGGGAUCAGCAUCAAACAUGGGUAUAUUAAUUCAUUUUGAAUGCCACACUUAUAUUUAAAUUUGUACUAGUACUAAUUUUCGCAUCGAAUAUUCGAUACGAAGCUGUGAAGUAAAUUAUAAUUUAUAUAUUGAAUUAGGUUAACUCAUUCGUUGACUUAUAAUUAGGUUAAUUAAUUAUUAAUUUUAUUGUUUUUCUUUUUUAAUUCGCCAAAGUUUUUCUUUUUUAAUUCGCCUUGUAGAAACCAUAAGGCUUUUAUUUAUCAGUUCCAAAGCCCAAACUAUUUCGGGUGAAGGUUAAUCACUUUAUAGAUGUGCUCAUAAGGAGAGCAUCUCUUAAAAACACUCUUGGGAACAUCGCUAGAAAUCGCGGACAUUUGAAUCCCGGGCGAAACAUUCCUUACGUCAAUGCCCCCUAUUACCCCUUUACUAAAAGGAUUACCAAAUGUAAACAAACAAAAAUAGAAGAAACGAGCUUUCGAAUGAUAUAUUUUGGGUCAUUAUUGCCUGAAAUAUUGUAACCUGCUGAUUGUGCCUAAUAAACGAAUAUUCGAUUUUAUGCAAACUUGGAAUGAAACAAAUAAUCAUUGACACCACAGAUUAAGGUGUGCGAACAAUUAUUUCGGUUAUAUCUGCACAUUAUUUUAAUUUUACCGUACAUUCUUAAGUUCAUCGAUCAUUAAGCCGUAGUAUGACUUUAUAAAAGAUGGAUUAUUGUCGUCUCGGUAAAUUAUUUACAAAUCCUGCCCGUGCAAAUUAUUUUACUGCCUUUUUGCCCAGUUUUAAGUAUCGUAAAUAAUCAUUAUUUAUGAUUUUAUUGUUGGUUUAGUUUUCUUUCUUAUUUCCUUGAUUAGUUCACGGAAUUUUGUUUCCACACUGUACAAUUUUAGUUUGGUUCUUAAAAGACAUUUUAUGUAAAAAUUUGAUAAGUAUAGGUGUUGGUUGAAAUGGUGUUUGUAGCUUCCCCCUUUUUUGGUACCUUAACACAGCAUUUGCUUCCUCAAUAUAUAUGUGAUCUUCUUUGAUUUGGAAUAUCUUUUAUCAUCUGCAUGCGAACUGCGUUUCGUUUUCAGCUUCUUCUUGUGAUACUUGCAAGUCAUUUUUUUUUCUGCAAUUCCAGCUUGGAUUUUCGCUGUUUCCUUAUUGCUGGGUACUUCUGGUAAUUUUUUCUGUCGUUGAAACAUAGCAUCAAUUCAUAGUAUAUGGGUUCCUGCAUUUAGAUAUUUCCUCCUUCUGAUGGAUGUGUAAGAGUAGAUGAGUUAUGAAUGUUCUGAGUAUAUGUACCUUCAACUGAACUUUCAUAAAAAACGAAACUUUUUUUCAUUGUAGAAAUGAGAUCUUUAUUGCACCCUCUGGAGUUCACAAGGAGAGAGUGAAGGUAUGUUCAAACAGCUAAGAAAACCAUAUUUUUUCCCCAUUACACAUUAGGUGCUAUGACAGUUGUCAGGAACUGGUCAUACAUCAAGAUUUACGCUUAGUACCGACUUACAUAAUUGUAAAAUGUCACGUUUAAAAUAUUGCUGAGAGUUGUAUUUCGGAAACCAUAAUUUAAAAAACAUGCAAAAUUCCACCUUCCUUCUAUAAUAUCCCUUAAAUUAAAUUAAUAUACUCACAACGUGAAAAUGUUUGCAAUAAUAUCCCUUAAAUUGAAAAUGUCUGUUGUAAUAUCCCUUAACGUGAUAAUAUCUCUUAAAUUAAAAUAUAUUCACAACGUGAAAAUGUCUGUGUUCCACAUAUAAAAUAAUAAUUAAUUUACUGUUGUAUGAAUAUCUCGAGGUUAAAGCUCGACAACUAUAUCCGUAGCUCAUGAUUAAUCGACUAGAGUACUCCAUGGCGGCUGGUUCUAUUCCUACCACAGGGCCCAUGCAUGGUUGGAUUUUUCGCAGCUGAUCCUGGUUAGGUCCAAGAAUGCAUUAAAUUUACACUCAAAGUUUUCAUCUACAAGACUUUCUAACAUGAGGAAUGCACGACCAUGUACUAAAUAUUAAGAGGCAGUCCGUGUAAAAACCGACCACUCGAAUUUCUUAAGAUUACAGAUUUCCUUCAAACUUUCUGUGUGGAAGAAGUCAUUCAUAAAAUGAACAAAAAACGUUGACUUGGAAAUUGUAGUCAGUUUUAAAAAUUUUUUCGCAAUUAUUUUCGGACACGUUCGAAAACAAGUUAAAACGUUAAUUACGCAAGUGAUAUUUGAGCUUUUUUAUAUCUCACAGUUCAUCUCGCGCUUUUAUUCUAACUUCUUGCAACUUACAUAUUUUAUUAUUGCCUGCCUAGGCAUAAACCUAAACUAAAAUUAUCCUGAUCACUUGAAGCAAACAAAAUAUUGUGUAUUUUUAAAAACGUCUUUCAAACAGCGGAUUAAAUAUUCGUGUUAGUAUGCUGGCGGUAAAUUAUUUUUUCUCAAAAGUGCAACGGUAUCAAGUAUCCAAUCUAUUGCAGCUACUGAGUAUUAUUACACAUCUACUAGAAUAAAUAAUAAAAUCUUUGGGCAGUGUGUUUUUCACUUGACAAGCGCGUCAUGAAUAUAGUCAAUUUUCGCUAAUUCGACUAAUUAUAAGCUAGCUAUAAUUUGUUAAUGCAUUUACUUAAAUUUUUCGCGUUAAAAACAUACAAAAUUGUUCACUAUCUUUCAAAUAUGGCUGUUUUUUGGAUAGAGACUAAGUUAUAAAUAUGCCAGAUUUAUGCUAGCUUUAUAACAUAGAGCAAAAGUCCUGACGCAUGUGCCGACUGAAAUUGACAAUCACGCGUUGCUAAUUUUAUCCGCCGGUAUUAUCUUUUUAUUAUUUAUCAGUGCAUGUAUGAAAGAACUGUAAACAUACUGAUCUUGGUAACUAAAACUAUAUGCACCGAUUUCCUCCGAAUGUACACAUCUAUCACAGGAGAAUAUUAGAAGAAAGUAUAUUAUACAAUUUAUUAGAGAGUAAUGUUUUUCGCGUGAAAAGCGGUUCUGUCAUAUGUAAUCCCCGUCAUCGCUUGAAGUCGGUCAACGCGUAAUUUCAAGUGUUUCUUCGCUUUCUUAACAGUAUAUUUAUAUCGUAAAAUCAUUACAAUUUUAACUCGUUGAAGUUGGGGGGGGGGGGGUAAAAUACCCCAAAGAAAAGUCAAGAAAGGGCCCAAAUAUUUUCGGGCAAUAUAGACCACAGCUCCUCCAAUAGAUAUAUGAAUCCCGUACGCCUAUGAGUAUACUACUGUACAUUUAUAUUGCACUCAUGUGCAUAGAGAGACAUGGUACGAAAUUAGAAUCUAUAAACAAUCAACUUUAAUACAUGCAUGGUUGGGUAUACAAAAACGUUUUGCCGUAAAAAACGAAUUUCUUUCUUGUUGCUUUGAGCUAUUAGGCUAUAUUAAAACCGACGAAACAUGUAGGCUAGUAAGCGUAUAUAUUAAGUGAAAGUGAAACUUAUUCUCAAACAAAUAAAUGAACCAAGACUGCAUGUCGUAAUCUCUCUGAAAGGGCGAAGCAGUAACUAAAGGGUGUAUAUAUAGAGGCAUCUAACGGCAAGUGAUUUAACGAUCACACGGAGGGGUUAUUAGAGACCUUACGAUUUUAGGACGACAACGCAACGACGACGGCCAAAACAAACUCCCUCAAAUAAAUGGUAGUAUUAAGCCCACUAUUUGUUGUAUAUUAGUUUCUCAUCCGGAGUUUCUCAUCCGGAGCUUCUCCUAAAGUGGAUGCGUGCUGGCGGGACAAUACCAUUAUGCCAUUAUUUGCUGGAUUUCCCCUCCCCAUAAAAUUUAUUUUGGAGAAGUGCGCAUUAAGCAUUUAUAUAGCAACUUUCUGGAAAACAGCACAAAAUCAGUAAGUGCAACUGAAAGCAUGUUUUCAUAAUUUUGUACCCAGAACGUCUGGCGUUUUUCUCCCCUGCCCCUGGCGUCCGGUAGAACUUUUAUAGCUGAGUUUGGAUAUUUAAUAAUAAGUGUGUACGUAAUGCGGGAAAAACUUGCAGUUUGGUUAUGAAAUUUUGUAUUUUAACUAAAACAUUUGGUUUUGGAACGUUUCUAAUUGUCUUUCUUUCAAAUUUCAUUUUGAAGACAUCACAAAAUUUAUAAUAAUGGUCAAAAAUGGCAAUAAUAAUGGCGAACAAGGCCAUUUUCUUAAAAAAGCAUGCGGGCGGGGAUGAGAAACUAAUAUACAGCAAAAUUUAUAGUGGCCUAAAGACAAUUCGUGGUAUAUUAGCAAUCGUAUGAAUUUAAUACAAUCGUAUGAAUUUAAUGGGUUUUAUGUUUGGGAAGAGUUCUGCUGAAGCCAGUUUGAAGUUGCACUUGUUGCGGCUUGAAAUGCAGCCGUUAUAUCAAGACGUGAAAAUCUGUGAUUUGGCGUUGUAAACAAAGCGAGGACAAUGUCUAAAUUUUCAUAUAUUGCAAUUAUUGAAUUCUUUUUAAUUAUUUAUUGUAUUUGUAGCCGUUGCUGUCCUAAAUCGUAAGGUGUCUAUUUAAAAAUCGGGGAACCAUGCAAGGUAUAAAGCAUGGUUAAAACUUUUUCGAGUAUACGGACGUAUCCAUGCACAUGCAUGGUUUACGCUACUCAUACGUUUCUCUCAUACGCAAUAGUGUGACAGGACCUUAACCGAGAUCAGCAUGUAAUUGCAGUUCUUAAAAAACAUGAAAAUAUUAAACAUGUAUAAAAUAUUUGUUUCAUAUUAUAGUGGCAAAAUAAAUCUGCACUAUAUCUAUGAUGAGAAAAAAGUGCUCCUUCAAGGCAUUCGUAUAAAUUGGCACACAUAUAUCCUUUCCCGCACUUUUCUUAUACAUUUUUGUUUAUAUAUACCAUGCAUGUAGUAUUUAAUGAUACCCAUAAACGUAAAAUUUCAAGCAUAUAUAAUUGCUGGCAUAUUUAUAACUUACUCUCUAUCCAAAAAAGAACCAUAUUUGAAACAGUAAACAGUUUUGUAUGUUUUUAACGCGAAAAAUUUAAGUGAAUGCAUUAACAAAUUAUAGCUUAUAAUUAGUCGAAUUAGCGAAAAUUGACUAUAUUCAUGACGCGCUUGUCAAGCGAAAAACAAACUGCCCAAAGAUUUUAUUAUUUAUUCUAGUAGAUGUGUCAUAAUACUCAGAAGCUGCAAUAGAUUGGAUACCUGAUACCGUUGCACUUUUGAGAAAAAAUAAUUUACCGCCAGCAUACUGACACGAAUAUUUAAUCAGCUGUCCGAAAGACGUUUUUUAAAAAUACACAAUAUUUUGUUUGCUUCAAGUGAUCAGGAUAAUUUUUCGUCUAGGUUUAUGCCUAGGCAGGAAAUAAUAAAAUAUGUAAGUUUCAAGAAGUUAGAAUAAAAGCGCGAGAUGAACUGUGAGAUAUAAAAAAGCUCAAAUAUCACUUGCGUAAUUAACGUUUUAACUUGUUUUCGAACGCGUCCGAAAAUAAUUGCGAAAAAAUUUUAAAACUGACUACAAUUUCAAAGUCAACGUUUUUUGUUCAUUUUAUGAAUGACUUCUUCCACACAGAAAGUUUGAAGGAAAUCUGUAAUCUUAAGAAAUUCGAGUGGUCGGUUUUUACACGGACUGCCUCUUAAUAUUGUUAUUCCACGGAAAAUAGAAAAUUAAAAGCUGUUAUGAGCUCAUUUAAAUCCCCCACAAAAUAACAGGAAGAAAAAAGUUAUUCCAAAAUGUGCUGGUCAAUCUUAUCAACUGAAGAAAAUUAAAAAGGGAGAACUACAAAAGAAUCCUUCAUAUCUCUUCGUUAUUGCUCAUCGCAUCCCUCCUCCCACUUCCCAUUACUUAGGCGUUGUUCGUUAAAUACUAAUUAUUUUUGGUUUUGUAUAGCCUGAAGACUUAUUUGUGUGCGACAUAAACGGUGUUGAACUCUGCUGUCCUUCUCCAAAGUAAGAAUUUAUUGUUUAAAAAAUAAAUGAUAAAGAGUGGCGUAGCUAGCAGGACGAUUUAGUCCCGCAAUGCGAAUGUUUUCGUGUUCAUUGUCUGUGAAAACAAUCAAUUUCUAAAGAAAUGAAUAAUGGUAAUAAUUCUGAAUUUGCAUAGCGGGACUAAAUCGUCGGGCUGGCUACGCCACUGAUGAUAAAUAUUUACCAUACAUACAUACACACAUACCAGUGGUGUAGUGGAGGGAGGUCAGGGGUGCUGAGCCCCCCUUGCUAAAAUUUCCAUUCAGUUCGGGGGACUUAGCCCCUUGAGAUUCUUGGCAAGACUGAAAUAGACUUUGAAAAUGCAACACAUUUUUACUAAUUUGAUACGAUUUGGCAUUCUUCUACAAUUAAAAUACCGCUACUGUUCCAGCCAUUUAUUUCUAAUUGCUUUUUAAAAUCACACCAGUAAUGCUAUUUUCCAUAUAUCCAGGAUGGUAGUAUGGCAAACUGAUGAUCCCUGUUGACUGUAUGUAAUUGUAUAUUCAUCAUGUUUAAUAUGAAUAAAAUUAUUACUUGAAAUGCAGAAAAUCGUGUUUAGGAGACCUGAGUAUAAAAAUAUUCUUGUGGUUCAUUGCCUUAAGGCCUCGAUCUUUGUAGAUGAGCUCCCCCCCUUGUUAAAAAAAUUAGGACAACACCACUGACACAUAAACGCAUGACAACCUUCUUAUCAGCCUUAACACAGGAUUCCAUUUCGUGAGUAAAACAUUGCUAGGGCUACUAUGGCAAACAAAUCUAAAUAUUCUACUUUCGCCACACAUGAUUUCUUUCGAGCGACAUUACACCAAGUACUUCGAUCUCCUGUACUGAAUUCUAUACUCGUGACAACAUGUUGAGAAGAUCAGCCAUAGAUGUCAACCUUCGUUAUAGCCUUCAAUUUCAGAUUAAGCAAAAGCCAUUACACGUCUUAAAAAGAACAAAACAAUAGACACUCCGAAAAUAGUUAACAUUUUAUUCAACGUUUCGACUAGGUUUCAAGUCGAAACGUUGAAUAAAAUGUUAACUAUUUUCGGAGUGUCUAUUGUUUUGUUCUUUUUAAAAUUACUCAAUGGCAACCGUAAUUACACGUCUUCCUCUGCAUCUUACCGUUGCUUGUGAUAUUGUUACUAUCGUUACCAGCUCAUGCGAGACGGACGUGCUUUUAGAGCUCUGUUAAAUUGAUUUUAAGAACUUAAUUUCGUGAGACAUACAAUUGAUAUAGCGAUGAAUCAAGACAAUUCUCAAGCUGAUUUGUUCAUUACAACUAGAGGUUCUUUCAAAUGGUUAGGUAGCUUUGAGGAACUUAAAAGGUUUUGUGAUAAAAUCUUGAAGAUCGACUCAAGAUGGCUUGUGCCCAGAGGUGGAUGUAAAUCAUUUGAAAACGAAGAUAUAACGAUCAGAUGGCACUCAACAAAUAAUUCACUGACAAUUAAAGGUCAAGAUGGUGAAUCGCUUCGAAACGAGCUUAAAUUGAUCGCAAAUCCAAUGGACGAAAGUGUUGGGGACACGCAAGAUGACGAGUUGAUUUCUGCCGAAGGCGACGGCGACAGUAUAGCUUCAACUCGAAUUCAUGGGAAGGUAGACGAAGUUGUUCAAUCGGAAGAAAGCCCUCAGAUAACCGCCAAGGACUCUUCUGACAACGUUUACUUUCAAAAUCAGGUAAGCGAAAUUAAAUCAAAUCUAGAUCAGCACAUUGAUAAAACGAGAGCGGAACUUCAACGAAUAGAGGAAUCUCUUGCAGAUCAAUUUGAUCAGCUAAAAGAAUUACAGUUCAACGAAAGGACAAACGAACUUGCCAAAUAUUGCUUGUCCAACUUAGAGACCCAAAACUGUAAGCUCAAACAAGAAAAUAUUCAGCUUAGGAUCGAUAACGACAGUCUUAAAGAUAGACUCAAUUCUGUCUCCUACGUUGUCUCUGACCUAAACACCAAAAUUAAAGAUAUCGAAAGUGAAAAGCUUAGUCUAGUCACUGCUAUAAAGCUAUUACAAGAAGACAACAAUUUAGCAACAAUAAAUAACAGAGAUUCGGCUUGCAGUUCGUGGCAAACUUCAAGGUCUAAAGCACAAAGUAAUGCACAUAAUAUUUCCUCUAAUGAUGGGCAUAAUAUAACCGUACGCAUGACUGAUCAGAAUAAUCAAGCACCAGAGGCAGUGACAAAAACAUCAAAUAAGUUUGAUAUCUUGUCUGUGGAAAGUUGUUCUAAUAAUGAAAGCGACACAAAUGUAGAUGAUAGUACUUUGAAGCUCAACACUGUAUUGCCAUCGGAAUCUGGACUAAAUAGCCCAAACGUCGACUCGAGGAAGUAUGAUAAUGCACAAAAGAAAAAUCAGUCAACCCAAUCUUAUGGUCAGAGCAAAAAGUCUAAUUCAAAGUCCAAUGAUAAUAAUCGUAGUUAUCGUACUGCGAAUUCGAAGAGAGCCGCUACAUCUCAAAAGGGCACUGCAAAUCAACCUAGUAAGCUUGUAUUUAUAGCUGGAGAUUCAAUAGUCCAACAUGUCCACGGCUGGGAGUUAUCUGAUGCUGAACGGCGAGUCGCUAAAAUCAUUUUCAGGAAGCAAAAUCGAAGAUAUGCGCGACUUCCUUUACCACUUAUCCGCAAAAAACCUGAUGAGGUGAAACUACACAUAGGCACCAACGAUGAAAAGAUAAUUCGAAGACAGCAGAAAUGGUUGCAGCUGGUAUCCUGAAUCUGGGUACUCAGGUUAAAGAAUCUUUGCCACGUACCAAA